UCCUCACAGUCAGCUUCAGCCAGAUUCGUUGAACCCCACCACCAGAUGACUGUCAGAGCGCAUUUUCAGUUGGGAAGAGGGAGUGAGAAGUAAAAGGAGGAGACCCGUCUGGGGGGGGAGGAAGCGUGUGUUAGGGAACGAGGGAGAGAGUGUGAGGUACAGUGAGAGCAGAGUCAGAGCAGAGUGAGAGCAGAGACUCCUGCGGACCGCAGAGAGGCAACUUCACCGGGAUUGUUGUCACUGCGCUCCGUGGCGGAGGAUAGAUCGCUUCCGUGCGGCUCCGGGGCAGCAGCAGCAACAGCAGCAACAGCAGCAGCAGAAGCAGCAUGCUGGAGAAGGCUUGAAGACGGACCGUGGAUGAAGCUUGGCUGAAACGCCUGAACCACUGACACUGCCUGAGAGCGCAGAAGGAGGCUAGAGCCGUGCCAGCGAGGCAAGGGACAGACACUGGAGAAGGAGCUGAUGCUGCGGGAAAGUUACCAACUAUGGAGAUUUACAGCUAAGUGAAAGUUUACGCACUGAUCGAACCGUCCAGAGUCACUUCUCCACACUGGAUGCCGUUAUAGACAGAUCUCGGUGCGCUUUUUCUUCUGAUUCUGGUGCCGCGGUGGACCUAGCCAGCUCGGUCGGCAUAGAUCUUUUCACGCAACACAGUCAACGGGCAGGAUGUCUGAAAUUACUUCUCUAUACCUCAUCUUUUGCCUUGUGGUGACAGCAGCCACCAAAGCGGCCUACUUCUCCCAGCAGCCCCAGAACCAGGUGGUGGUGCAGGGCAAGUCCGUGACCCUGCCUUGUGUGAUUGUGGGUUACAGAGGAAUGGUCCAGUGGACCAAAGAUGGUCUGGCGUUGGGCGGAGAGAGAGACCUACCAGGCUGGACGCGCUAUUCCUUAAUGGGUGACCCGCUAUCAGGCGAGCACAGCUUGCUGAUCGAUUCAGUGGAGUUGGCGGAUGACGCGGAAUAUGAGUGUCAGGCUACACAGGCAGGGCUCCGCUCCCACCGUGCCAAGCUCACUGUGCUAGUUCCCCCCUCGGACCCGGUGGUGGAAGGCGGGCCCGUCGUUCGCCUGAAGGCCCACACGCCGCACAACCUCACCUGCAGAGCCUCGGGAGCCAAACCCGCGGCCGAUAUCACCUGGUACAGAGACGGAGAGGUCAUGGACACGGCGAUCUAUUCCAAGGCUCCAAUGGAGGAUGGGAAGAGGGAGGCAGCUGUCAGUAUGCUUCCCAUCAUUCCAGAAGACAGCGACUCUGGACGCACCUACACCUGCAGGGUUCUCAACCAAGCUGCCCCCGGUGGACGACAGACUUCAGUCACCAUCAGCGUCCAGCAUCCUCCCUCGGUGACCCUGUCAGUCCAGCCUCAGACCGUGACUGAGGGGGCCAAAGUUCUCUUCAUUUGCUCUGCGUCCGCCAACCCUGAGAUUACCGGUUACAGGUGGUCGAAAGGAGGAGUGCCCAUCUCAGAGGCCAACGGGGACAGCCUGGAGGUGACUGUGGACUAUUCUUACUUCACCGACCCAGUCUCCUGCGAGGUGUCCAACUCUGUGGGCAGCACCAACGUCAGCACUCUGGUCGAUGUGCAAUUCGGCCCCAGACUGCUGUCAGAGCCCAAGCCGAUGACUGUAGACAUAGGGAUGGAUGCGGCCUUUACCUGCGCGUGGACUGGAAACCCUCCUCUGACCCUGGCCUGGACAAAGCACGGCUCCAGCGUGGUGCUCAGUAAUGGUAACACCUUGCAGCUAAAGGCCGUUACCCAGGAGGAUGCUGGAACAUACACCUGCAAGGCCAUUGUUCCUCGUAUAGGAGUUGCAGAAAGAGAUGUCACUCUAACAGUAAAUGGUCCGCCUAUUAUCACAGCAGAAGCGACACAGCAUGCUGUCAAGCACUCCAAGGGCAAACUGGAGUGUCGGGUGGCAAGCAGCCCUCCACCUGAAAAGAUUGUGUGGAGCUUCGGGGACACGAGUCUGUCAUCUGGUUCCUCUGGUCGUUACUCGGUGCAGACGGUGACCACUGACCACGGGGUCCUGUCCUCCCUGGUGCUGUCUGAGACUCUGGUGCAGGACUUUCAGACGCGGUACAACUGCACCGCUUGGAACCGCUUCGGCACCGGCACUGCCCUCGUCACACUGAAGGAGCAAGAGGCCUUGCCUAUGCUGAUAAUUGUCGGCGGAGCAGUGGGUGGAGGUUGCGUCCUGCUCAUCUGCGUUAUCACACUGGUCUCCCUCUGCUGCCGACACACAGGCAAAGGUGAGCUCAACGGUAAAAGAUGCACUCGACUUUCCAAGAGUGAUAUACGGGUUCAGAUUGUUCACAGUGAUCACAACGCUACUCGUGGCAACGAUGAUGAGGAGGAUGUCAAAGAACCAAUGAAAUGCUUGGUCUUCCCUCAGGCUCCCAACAGCAGUGAGUCUCCAGGGACAUCUCGCACAGAACACAGCGACCUCCUGGAGGAGGAGGACGACGAAAGAUCGGACAUCAAGGACCCCACAAAUGGAUAUUACAACGUACGAGGCCACGACGAUCGUCACAUCCGCAACAGUGGCUUCUCUGAGUACGUGCCCAACUCCCGGCCGGUCUACACGCCAUCACAGCUGCCUUCCCCGAGCCCCAUAUACGGUCAGCACGGCACCCAACCUCGUAUUUACGAGUUCUCCCACCGAUACGCCACCAACACCGUGAGCAGAACUUCAUACGAACAGCAGCCACCGGCCCAGCAGCAGCAGCAGCCGCCGCCGCAGUCGCCCACCCAGCCAGCCAGCAUAUAUCCCGCAGAUCCCCUCUACGGCAGCUCUGCCUACCUUCCCGCCACCUAUGGCCGUGCCUUCACCAGCUACGUUAAGCCAGCCUCCUACGAGAAGGUCGAUGCGUAUGACCAAUCAGAUCAGGCCAGCAAGGUGUCCAGUUCGUCUCGCUUCUCCUACGCCUCCUCUCAAGUGUCCUCCCAGCAGUCCGACUACGGCCGGCAGACUCAACGCAUGCAGACUCAUGUCUGAUCAGACACGGGAAAAAAACAAACAACAAAAACGAAGUAGAAGAAGUGAGUAGAUACCACAUUUGUGGUGGAACUAACAAGAAAAUACUUUAUUUACUCACACAGUCUUGCAAGGAUUUGUUUGGACGGUCAUGAUCAAGGUCAUGGGAUUACCAAACUCCUUUGUGAUGGAUGCCAAGAUGAAAAAGCUUGCAGCGUCUGAUACCUCGUCGGGUUUUACUCUACUUUUCUGAAUAUGAAAGGGGCCAACUGGAACACGACUGCAUCUCAGCAGGGAUAUCCUUUAACCUGCAUUCCAGUACUUUACCUUGAGUCGACACUAAAUGUCAAAAAAUGACCUCCUGAAUACUUGGAAAGAUCUCACAAAGCUAAAACAUAAUCAAGGAAAAACAAAACAAAAAGAAAAAAAAACUACAUGAACAGCCUUUUGUUGUCUGUCAUUUGAUGUCUUGUUGGCAUGCGAAAGCAAUUCUAAGCACAUUCGUGUCUCUAUCAUAAAAAAAAAAAGACUGAGCUAUUUACAGAGGUAGGGCUUACCCUAUUCUGCACAACGGGCUAGUUGUACUGACCAACAAGUGCUGCAGGCACUGUUGUGUAUGAAGACUAAUCACCAGUGGAGUACAUCCGAACUUAGCUGUACUCCUGGACAUGUUUUGGACAUAGAAGUGAACACCAAAACAUGAUAAGAAUGUGUGUACAGUAUAUGUUAACUAUGUUGUACAAGACGGAUAAGGUUAGGCCAUGAGAUCCCAAUGACGGUAAGAAAUGUGUUUCUCGAAACGCUUGAAAAACAAACCUGUUUUCUGAUUGUACAACAAAGGGUAGGAUCUUGAAAGAACAAUCAAAAGUGGUGUUGAGGAAAAUGUUGGCAAUCUUGAACUUUAAAUAGACUUGAACAUCAACUUCUGGAGGCUCAGACGGGAUGAGUGAUGAAUCAGUGGUCCUAAUGUGGACCGUUUAAAAGUUUUACAACUCAAUCGAAUUGUCUCAACAUGUUUACAAGAACCAGAACUACCCUGAAACACUGCGCAUCUGUACAAACGGCUCUUGCUCUCUCUCUCUCUCUCUCUGUUGCAUGCAAACGAUGUGUCUUGUGACAAGUUUUCAGCGUUUAUAUCCAUCUCCAUUUCAUGUUUGAGCGUAUCGGAUUCUCCGCACCCGAUCCCAUUGCGUUUCACUACCUGGAUGUUUUCUGUACUGCCAUUUGUCUACGCGAGCUAAUGCCAGGGCAGCCUGACGAGAGAACAAAAUGUUGCUGAAAGAGAGGAGGCCAACAUCAUCGCUUGUCUUUUAUUUUUAUAUUUUAUAUAAGCCUUAAAGUACAGCUUGUGAGCUGGUCUAUUGUAAAGUAUCUUUAUACAUGUGUAAUCAGUCUUUUGAUUUUUUUUGUUUGUUUGUUUGACCGUCACAGAUUUUUACAUUGCCGUUGUUUGGUCACCGGACUCAGUUAAAAUGCUUAUUUUCUUUCAGUUGAGCACCACUAAUUGCAAUUUCUUUGGUCAUUCUUAUGUUGUUGUAUUAAGAAUUUUAUUUGCUAGGAUUGAGCUAUUAUUGCUUGUACCUUUGUACACAUAUUUAUAUUUAAAUAAAAUCAUUUCCAAAAAAGAAGCAG
Fundulus heteroclitus (mummichog) is the source of this 4605-nucleotide messenger RNA. It is a transcript of the gene kirrel2, whose product is annotated as kirre like nephrin family adhesion molecule 3, like. Gene Ontology annotation, cellular component: cell-cell junction. Gene Ontology annotation, molecular function: cell adhesion molecule binding. The transcript is spliced from 15 exons. Lineage: Eukaryota; Metazoa; Chordata; Actinopteri; Cyprinodontiformes; Fundulidae. The record is from RefSeq and is a predicted model, not a curated record. Gene Ontology annotation, biological process: cell-cell adhesion. Bases 667 to 2994 code for a protein of 775 amino acids.